Messenger RNA from Cryptococcus deneoformans JEC21, 673 nucleotides. RefSeq lists its product as hypothetical. The transcript is spliced from 2 exons. Gene Ontology annotation, cellular component: mitochondrial large ribosomal subunit. The record is from RefSeq and is a predicted model, not a curated record. Bases 33 to 626 code for a protein of 197 amino acids. Gene Ontology annotation, molecular function: structural constituent of ribosome. Lineage: Eukaryota; Fungi; Basidiomycota; Tremellomycetes; Tremellales; Cryptococcaceae.
CACCCGCCCACCAUCAAAAGCUGACAUCAACCAUGCCUUCCUUCCCCGCUAGAUUAUUCGCCACCUCCUCCAGGCUCGCCGCCGCCCACGCCACCCACGCCACCCACGUCCCGGCUUCCAACCUGCCGCCUGUUCUCUACCGGCGCAUAGCAAAGCACAUCAGCCAGCUCCGUGCAGCUGGCGAGACUACACAGACCGUCUCCAUCCCCAAUCCCUUCCUCCUCCACCGCAGCACCGAGAAGGCCACAUACGCAGCUCGGGACAGCUACUCAUGGCACAAGCCUCAGAUCUCUCCCCGUCGUCAAAAACAACUCCUCCAAUUCUACCCUGCCGAAGAGCUCCCUGUCUCUGCACUUAACACCCAAUCAGAAAAGAGAUCAGUCGUUUGGGAAGACGGGACUAUCGUGACCUGGGCUGGCAAGGUCAGGGAAAAGACACAAAAGGUCAAGCAAGGACCGUAUGCGGGAAGGAAGAUCAUGUUCAAGGGCCACCUGGACGAAAGGAAGAGGCCGCAAAAGUUGGCAGAGAGGCAGGAAAGGCUGGACGGCAUGCCAAAGAGAAUAGCCGACUGGCGAAAGAACAAGGCGGACGAAAAGGUCAAGGGACGACCAUCAUUACCAUUCUAAGCAUAUAUGCAUUCACAUCUCACGGGCUUCAGUUGUCUGUUAUCCUU